CGGCCAACUCUCCUGUGGCAGACUGUGGUUGGCCAGCAUCCCCCUAACAACGUGUCGGUGUUUACCGACAUGGCGGGGACCGGCAAGAAAUCCGAGGGGCUGUUUCGUCAAAGUAUCGCUUGGCAAACACUUUUGCGAUUCACAAUUUUGGCCCUCGCCUGGCUUGUGGGGUUCAGUUCGCGGUUAUUUGCUGUGAUACGUUUCGAAAGCAUCAUUCAUGAGUUCGAUCCAUGGUUCAACUACCGGUCGACGCAUUACAUGGUCCAGCAUGGGUUCUACAACUUCCUCAAUUGGUUCGACGAAAGGGCAUGGUAUCCGCUCGGCAGAAUUGUUGGAGGAACGGUGUACCCCGGGUUGAUGAUAACAUCCGGUUCCAUCCAUUAUCUGCUCAGCCUUCUUCACAUUACCGUUCACAUCAGAGACAUCUGUGUUUUCCUAGCACCUGUUUUUAGUGGGCUGACAGCACUUGCGACUUAUUUCUUGACAAAAGAACUAUGGAGCGACGCAGCGGGACUUUUUGCUGCUUGCUUCAUUGCAAUAGUGCCUGGGUACAUCAGUCGGUCUGUGGCAGGCAGCUACGACAACGAGGGCAUCGCCAUCUUUGCCCUCAUGUUCACUUACUACCUCUGGGUCAAGGCAGUCAAGACUGGUGCCAUCUUCUGGGCUGUCCUUACUGCACUCUCCUACUUCUACAUGGUGUCUGCCUGGGGUGGCUAUGUGUUCAUCAUCAACCUCAUCCCCCUUCAUGUUUUUGUGCUUCUAAUCAUGAACCGGUUUUCAAAUCGGAUUUAUAUAGCAUACAACACCUUCUUCAUCCUGGGCCUGCUGCUAUCCAUGCAAAUCCCCUUCGUUGGCUUCCAGCCCGUGAGAACGAGCGAGCACAUGGCUUCAGCAGGUGUCUUCGUGCUGCUGAAUGCCUAUGCCCUGCUCAAGUACCUGCAGACUUUCUUCUCCAAGUCUGAGAUGAAGACGCUGUUCUUCGGUGCUGUGGCUGGAGUGGCCGGCUUUGUAUUCCUGGCUGUUGUGGUUCUCACAUAUGCAGGCUACAUUGCUCCGUGGAGCGGGCGUUUCUACUCGCUCUGGGACACGGGCUACGCCAAGAUCCACAUCCCCAUCAUAGCCUCGGUGUCCGAGCACCAGCCCACUACGUGGUUCUCCUUCUUCUUUGAUCUGCAUGCCCUGGUGGCCACUUUUCCCGUGGGGCUCUGGUACUGCAUCAAGAACGUCAAUGACGAACGAGUCUUCAUUGUGCUGUAUGCGGUGACGUCUGUGUACUUUGCGGGCGUGAUGGUGCGACUGAUGCUGACGCUGACGCCCGUGGUGUGCGUGCUGGGAGCCAUUGCCUUCUCGAGCACCCUGAAGCUGUACCUGCAGGAAGAGGAGCCCAAGCAGGGCCAGGCGGGCCACCAGGGCCCUACCAGCAGCAGCAGCCAGGAGAACAGCGACGACAGCGACUCCCCCGACCACAAGGAGAAGAAGAAGAAGCUCUACGACAAGGCGGGCAAGCUGCGCAAGAUCAAGUCUGACCAGAGCCGGGAGAAUGUGGGGCUGGGCACCAAUGUGCGCAGCAUUGUGGUGGUUGUGCUCAUGAUGAUCCUUAUGAUGUUUGCUGUCCACUGCACCUGGGUCACCAGCAACGCCUACUCCAGCCCCAGCAUCGUACUGGCUUCUUACAGCAACGACGGUUCGAGGGUGAUUUUGGACGACUUCAGAGAGGCCUACUACUGGCUGUCCCAAAACACUCGAGAUGACGCCCGUGUCAUGUCCUGGUGGGACUACGGCUACCAGAUAGCAGGGAUGGCCAAUCGGACGACUCUAGUGGACAACAACACUUGGAAUAACAGCCACAUUGCCCUGGUGGGGAAGGCCAUGUCCUCCAACGAGACUGCAGCGUAUGAGAUAAUGAAGGCCCUGGAUGUAGACUAUGUCCUCGUCAUCUUUGGCGGGGUCAUAGGCUACUCUGGAGACGACAUCAACAAGUUUCUGUGGAUGGUUAGGAUCGCCGAAGGAGAACACCCCAAGGACAUCAGGGAGACUGACUAUUUCAAUGACAAGGGAGAAUUCCGGGUGGACGAGUAUGGCUCCCAAACACUGCUGAACUGUCUUAUGUACAAGAUGAGCUACUACCGCUUUGGAGAGCUACAGCUGGACUACAGGUCCCCGCCCGGAUUUGACCGCACCCGCAACAUGGAGAUUGGCAACAAGCACUUUACGCUGGAGCACCUGGAGGAGGCAUACACGACGGAGCACUGGCUGGUGCGCAUCUUCAAGGUGAAGAAGGAGUCGAACCGCCCACGCAUCCCCUACGUCCAGCGCCAGGUCAAGGCCAAGAGUGUGUACGUCUCGAAAAAGGUAAAGCAGGCAGCGUCCCAGCCCCUCUAGGCCUCUUCCCCAAACAAACGCCAGAGACAAGAGGCUGGCCAUAGACUUCAAGAAAGAAGAAGGGCUUCAUAAAGGACAGGCCAGUAGUUGUCAAGGGGAAGAAAACAUCAAGAAGUGUGUAGGAUAACCAAUUCUUUUCCAAAGUCCUUCGUUCUUCUACGAACUCUAAAACAAACUUGUCAAGAAAAUGGAAAGCAAGAAUGGUUUUUCACACAUCUGCAAUGAAUGCCCUCCAGCCAGCCUGUGUGCAGUGCAGGCCUUUUUUUCUUUCUUUUUUUUUUUUUUACAAAAGAAAAGUUGUGUACUAUUAGUAACGGGGUUGGGGAAGACAGUACUACUCCAGUUUCAAGAGUCAUCAUCUGAGCAGCAUUCAUUUAAGGAUACUGUUGUAGCAGAAUGUAUGAUAGGCUUUGUACUGAGGGUGUGAAAGCACAUUUAUAUUUACUAUUGUUCUGUUGCCUUUUUUGUGCGUUUUUUUUUUUGUGUGAGAAGAUCGAGUGGCGUUUUUUUUUUUUUAAAGGCAUAUGUGAAUAAUUCAUGUUUGGAGAAUUAUGUGUCUGGGACGUAUUACAGUUGUUUUCUUGCUUUGGUAAAUAAAAUAAAAUGAAGGAACA
Messenger RNA from Ixodes scapularis (black-legged tick), 2996 nucleotides. RefSeq names its product dolichyl-diphosphooligosaccharide--protein glycosyltransferase subunit STT3B (gene Stt3B). Gene Ontology annotation, biological process: post-translational protein modification. The coding region runs from base 70 to 2382 and encodes 770 amino acids. The record is from RefSeq and is a predicted model, not a curated record. The transcript has 16 exons. NCBI's taxonomy places the organism in Eukaryota, Metazoa, Arthropoda, Arachnida, Ixodida, Ixodidae. Gene Ontology annotation, molecular function: dolichyl-diphosphooligosaccharide-protein glycotransferase activity. Gene Ontology annotation, cellular component: membrane.